Folsomia candida is the source of this 2765-nucleotide messenger RNA. RefSeq lists its product as uncharacterized. The transcript has 7 exons. The coding region runs from base 142 to 1128 and encodes 328 amino acids. The record is from RefSeq and is a predicted model, not a curated record. Lineage: Eukaryota; Metazoa; Arthropoda; Collembola; Entomobryomorpha; Isotomidae.
CAUUUUAACCACCCUGUACACUUUUCUUUUCAAUGCAACAGUCCACAGUUUUUCAUCUCGGUGACAUCCACGCUGAUAAUUUGUGUAACUUGCAUAAUUUCUAUUGUACGCAAUGAAUCUCUACAAAUCCAAGUACUUCUUAUGGAAGGAAUUUUUCCACCUUUGCUGGCGAACCAGCAACGGAAAAACCAUUCCAUUGGUCAGCUAGCAGCCAACAUCGUCAUGUCUUUCGAAAUAAUUUCAACGCUUCAUGUCCUGAUUGACUUCUUAAUUUCUUGGUGGAAGGCUCCCGACUUGGCAAAAUGGUUGAAUCAUUGGAACAUAAUUGAGACAGAAAUUAAAGAAUGGAUUGGAUUUGACAUCGCUAACAUAUUACCAGCUCGACACACGACCUACAAAUUUCAAUGUUAUUUAGCCAUAUUUUACGUUAUCAUGCCAGCCUUAAUUUUUGGUACACUGCUCGUUUCAUGGGAGUUUAACAUAAGUUAUCCAAUUUAUUGUGUCAUGCUAAUCGUGCAUGCUUAUGCAUCGAUGGUGUGCUAUUGUGCUGAGGAUGCAAAGGCAAUCAUUAUGUUCAAAUGCUUGGUGGAGGGGUUUGGAAAGAUCUAUGCUCACCUUGAAACCAAUCCGCAAGCACUUGAUGCACGAAAACUAGAGCACAUUUUAACCAAAAUUAGGUCACAAGCAUAUUACUGCGGGACGCACAUGGCGUUUCAGCAAUUGUUGCUCAUUUUAGCAACGAUAUAUUUUGCUGCAGGGUCAUUAUUUGCUACCGUCACUAUUUUAAGUGGUCCAGUUGGAGAUACGAAGGAUGAGCUGACCAUGAUCGCCGUGGUCAGCAUUAGCGCGAUACAAACAAUGGCGAGACUGUAUUUUAAAAUUCGAGUCGCUGUGGGGAUUACAAGGGAGGAGAGCCGAGUAUCAGAUAUGAUUAAAAAAAGAGAACUUGGAGAUCAGAGGGUUGCGGUUGAUCUUAGAAAUGUUCACGACAUGCUGACCAAUAACCCCACAGAAAUUUCCUUGAGUGAUUUUGUCAAAUUGAACAAUGAUUUGAUUUUGGGGGUGUUUCAACAAAUCUUCACACAGUUCAUCGUUUUAAUGCAGUUUCACAAAAUAAAGGAAGGGUAAAUGUUGUAAAUUUUAUAAUUUCAACCAUCUCACCUUUUUCGUGUUAACGUAUUACCUUAAUUUAUUUGUUUAUCUUAAUGGCAACAAAUAAAAAAAUGUAGUUAAAAAAACUAAAUCUCCAUGGAUUGAAUUGAAAAUUGAAGAUGUAAUGAAAAUGGAAGCCAAUUGAAACUUUAACGGUGAGACUAAUUUUCUAAUUAUAAGGACAUUUGGCGAGAGAAGGGCAAAGUCAACAAAUUCCCUGUUUUUAUUAGAAAUAUCAUUUCCAAAAAGUUAAGACGGUUACGAGAUUUUGUAAGCGUCGUAAGAUUUUGUCAUCGAAAAAAAUCACGAUCUUUACGAAGUCUGGCCCUUGUUUUUUUCUUCAUAAUCUAUUUUACGUUGCUAAGGAUACGAAGAAAUAAUGAAUCCUAUUUUUCAUCCUCAAGUGAAUGUGGAGGGCGCGUAUGCAAAUUUUUUGAAUCAUGUUAAUGUUUUGUUGUGUAACUAUUAAAUUUUAAAUCAUUUUUUCAGCUUUCUAUGAUCAUAAUACUACACCUAAAAAUUUCACAUUUUCUGAGCAACCUUAACUGGAAGUAUGGCGUCAACGCUACUAAUUUUCACGUGGAUUCUUUUAAAUCUUUUAACCUCAGAUGCAAGAUUCUGCUACAAGUGUUUGUCACUGGAUUGUCCUGGAGAUGAUAACGUUCUUUGUGAAGAUGUUCGAGCCUUUGUCAUGGCUCAACUUCGAGCAUAUUAUAAUUUUGAAUACCUACCACCUUGCCCAGACGACGAUAGUGGCAGCGAGUGGUUGGAAACAUGGCUGUACAGCACCCCAUGUAAACGUACUCGUAUGCCAUACGAAGUUUGUACAGCUGGAAAAAUUCGAGUCAGGUCAUCCAUUGGGAACUAUACGAUUACAUCGCAUGCUUCCGUUCUUGGCUGUGCAAAUGAAAAGUUGGUGACCUCAAUCAAGACGACGAUUAUGGAGAAUAAAUCUCAUUGCGACGUUAGUCCUAACCUGCAGGGGAGCAAAUCGGAUGCUGGGAUAUCUCGUACCAUGGUUUUGAAACACUGUAAUGAGCCCGGGGCCAUUUGCCAUGACGCGGAUUUUUGCGUCGACGUGAAACAUGGCGCUAUCAACAUUUGGAGCGAGGAAAAUGACCUCAUCGUGCCUGCUAGGGACUACGGAAUGAUGAUUGGAAUUAUCUCAGGCGUUUCUAUCCUUUUGAUUGUUCUGCUUGGAAUCAGCUUGUAUGCACUUGCACAUUUCAAGAAGAAACGGUCGAAAUUCGUGAUGAUUUAUAACGAUUGUUCUGGUCCCAUAGGAUAUCAGUGGUAAAAAUAUAUAUACAUAGGUCACAUGGGGACGCUAGAUAAGUUUGAUGAAAGAGCAACUUUAGAAUAUUUUCUGUAUUUGGUAAUUUGAAGUACAUCAACUUAUUGUUCGAAUAUUAUAUAACUAUUAAAUUGUUCUUAAUUGUUAUUCAUACUUGAUUAAUUAGGGUACGUCGGUACAAAUUUAUGUAAAACUUAUACACUUACAUAAAUAAGCAUUAUUAUACAAUUUAUGUAUGUUUUCUCUUCGUGUAAUCAGUCAAAGUUGUCAGAUUAUUGUAAUAAAAUCCAAUUCAUUAUGCAUCCAUUUUGUAUAUUUA